GCGAGUCCGGGUCGUUGCCCGCUAUUGGCGGUUGUCCUUGCGUGGAAGAAGCCGCCUGCGUGCCCGCGAGGGGUUUGAAGCAGACUUCUCAGCUGGAACUCUUAUUUUCUUGCCCAUCAAUGGCAGCAUUCACAGGAGUGGAUGGAUACUGAAGCAGCCUUUGGAUCGUGGAGGGAUGGUUGGCUAUGACCCCAAUUCCCAGUGCAAGUCCCUCUCAGCAGUGGAAAUAGCACUAGCGGGAUCUGCAUCUGGGUUGGUCACUCGAGCACUGAUUGGCCCCUUUGAUGUUCUGAAGAUCCGUUUUCAGCUCCAGAUAGAACAACUGUGUUCCAGAAACCCACAGGCUAAAUAUCAUGGUAUCUGGCAGGCCAUUGGCCAAAUUUGGGGGGAAGAAGGGCCAAAGGCUUUCUGGAAGGGCCACGUCCCAGCUCAGCUCCUCUCGGUCAGCUAUGGAGCUGUCCAGUUUGUCAGCUUUGAGUUCCUGACAAAGCUGGUCCAUGAUGGCACAUCGUAUGAUGCUCGUAACUUUGGUGUGCAUUUUGUCUGUGGUGGUUUGGCUGCCUCUGCUGCCACUGUCACGGUUCAGCCCCUUGACACACUGCGCACCCGCAUGGCUGCCCAAGGAGAACCAAAGAUUUACAGGAACCUCCGCCAUGCUGUGAUCAACAUGUACCAGAGAGAAGGGCCGCUGACCUUUUAUAGGGGUCUCAGCCCAACCAUCAUUGCAAUUAUCCCCUAUGCUGGCCUCCAGUUUUCCUUAUAUAACUUCCUGAUGAGACUGUAUGAAUGGAUUGUUCCAGGAUCAAAAGCAGGCAGUGUUAAAAGUUUCAUGUGCGGCAGUUGUGCUGGAGUCAUCAGCAAAACCCUCACUUACCCUUUUGACCUGUUCAAGAAGCGACUGCAGGUGGGAGGCUUUGAGCAAGCCCGGGCAACAUUUGGGCAGGUGCGGACGUACAGCGGUUUAAUGGACUGUGCCCGACAGAUUCUGCAGGAUGAGGGAGCCAGUGGAUUCUACAAGGGCCUCUCCCCAAGCCUGUUGAAGGCUGCAUUUUCAACAGGCUUCACCUUUUUCUGGUAUGAGCUCUUCUGCCGCCUGAUGCAUAUCCUGAAGGAGAAAAACAGCUCAAAGAGGAAGGAAGACUGACAUAAGCUCCUGUCUGCAGCGGACAUUGCUGAUUAUAGUGGGGGGCCGGGGGGGGGGGCGGAGUGCCGAAUGGAGUAAAGUGUCUCUUUGCCACAGCCCAAAGCACACAUAAAGGGUACGUUUGGGCCAAACCAAGAGAGCUGGCCCUCCACAGCUGCUGUCGGGGGUGUUGCAGACAGUCCUUUCCGCUUGCAGCAGAGAUUGCUGCCUGUCUCGGCUCCCGUGUAAGAGGCACUACACUCCCGUGUAAGAGGCACAUUCUAGGGAAAGUUGUUUAAAAAAAAAAAUCAGCUCUUGGAACUGUCAAAACCCUGAUUUGAUGAAGAACAAAGAAUGUUCUUGUCCUGUUUGCAAAGCUCUCUCUCUGCUGUUUCUGCCUUGUCACAACUAGGCUGUACUGUUUGCUUUGCCAUGCUGGCAUCCCACUUUAACUCUCCAAGGACACAGUCCUUCUUCCCAUCAUCAAAGAAUCAUGCCUCUGCAAGUGACUUAGUUGCUGGCCACUAUUCCCCAGCAUUGCAAAUUUGCAGUGUUUACAGUAAGCCAGAGUGUCUUUGUUUCUUGCUUCUCGGCAUUCUUAAGUUUAAGGGGGUGUCUGAAAAGUACGGGGUUCGCCGCAUGGAGGACUCAGACAACGACAUGCUUUAGCGUACAUAACAGUGUCUACCUGUUGGAUAGCUGUUGGAUAGCUAUGUCUUGCUUCUUGUUGGUAGUUUUUCAUUAGCAGACAAGCAGACCUCCCCCCCCCCCUUUUUAAAGCAUGCUCCAUAAGGAAGAGAGUACCACAGAAAUGUCCCAGAUGCCUCUAGAUGGCAGUGUUAAAGAAGAGUGGGUGUGCAACCACUGCACAUAGCCACUGUGUCAGUGGUGCCUUUGGUGCUAUAGUGUUCUCCUUUUCUCCCACAUACACACACCUCUCAAUGUCUAGCCAAACUGCAAGUGGCAGGAAACAUGCACCCGUAACAGUCACACAAGGUGCUCACAUUUUAAAGGUAUUGCCUUUUAUGCUCCUUUUUUUUCCAAUUAAUUUUUUUAUUAUGCACACACACAAAAUUAGUUAUGAACAUUGCAAAUUAAGUACAUAGGGGAAAAG
Gekko japonicus is the source of this 2237-nucleotide messenger RNA. RefSeq names its product solute carrier family 25 (mitochondrial thiamine pyrophosphate carrier), member 19 (gene SLC25A19). The record is from RefSeq and is a predicted model, not a curated record. Gene Ontology annotation, molecular function: thiamine transmembrane transporter activity. Bases 176 to 1144 code for a protein of 322 amino acids. Gene Ontology annotation, cellular component: mitochondrial inner membrane. The transcript is spliced from 7 exons. NCBI's taxonomy places the organism in Eukaryota, Metazoa, Chordata, Lepidosauria, Squamata, Gekkonidae. Gene Ontology annotation, biological process: thiamine pyrophosphate transmembrane transport.